AUGAGUAACUGUGAAGUGGAGUCAAGAACUCACUCACUGGACUCAUGUGUCAGUCCUAAUAACCAACUAAUUCCAGAAUCGGACUUCUGUUACGCAGAAGGAGAUAGUUUAGAGGGCGGACCAUGUGGAGAGUGGCUUAUGUUUCAAGUACAUUUGAGAAACAAAUGCUGGCCUGGAACAAUUCGUCUACAUCUUGAAUCUUGCGAUGAGUAUUGUUUCAGGACAACAGUCCAUGUGGGAAGUUUUGCAGACGAAAGGGACAAGUGCAGGGCAAUUUCAUCCUGCGUAAACGAUAGAUUAAUGAACAACCUCUACGCAGAAUCAAUUUACAAGAACUUCGAGUGGGACGUAUGCGUUUCGGACGACAAUACAUAUAACGUUAGAUACAAAGUGUCUAUGAAGGGGAUGUUUCUGCUUUACGUGAAACUUGAUGGUAACGAUAUCGCAGGGUCUCCGUUUAACAUUUUUAUUUCAGACGGUAAAACAUGUUCACUGUCAACUAGAGUCCAAAACAUUAAUAACUUAAAAUGCAGAGCAAUGCCAGAUAUAAAGAGCAUGGUGGAAGUUAUGGAUGACGAAAGGUGGGAUUUUGAGUGUAAAAACAAGGUUCCAGAAGACUACCAGAAGAGAAGGCUUUCUACUGUUGACAAAUUGAGAAAAUACUCACUCGUAAAUGAGAUAACUUUGAAUGUUUGCGAUAAGGUUGGGAACAUAAUUAAGUACAAGACGCCCUACGUGAAAGCUUGGUGUACAAAUUUGGGGAAGGUAAUUGACGUUAAACACCUGGGUAACGGGGUUAUCUCAAUAAAGUACGUGGUAAUAGUGCCGAGACCAGACCUAGAUAAGGUAAAAACGUUUUACUCAAAUAAGAAUGAAACUGUUCUCCCGUCAUAUUUACGUAAUCUGGGAACUCCAUGCUGCUUAAAUGUUCAACUAGAUGGAGAAUCUAUAUACGGGAGUCCUUUUGUACCUGAAAUAACAAACGUAAUGGAAUUGGAGGAGUACUAUGCUAGUUUCCCAGAAACACUGGACUCCCUUUCAUUGAGCUUAAAUCACAUGUUAAGUCAGGAUAAUUUGGAAGGAUGUUCCCAGGCAAUAUUUAAUUUCUUCCACGUCAACAAGGAUAUGGAUGACAGCGAGAAAUCAAAGGCGUUUGAACUAAUAUCAAAACUGCUUGAUGAUAAAUCUAAGCAUCUGAAAAAGAACAACUUUCUAAUGGAGAGUCAAAUGUAUAAAAUGAACCACUUAAAGAAUUAUGGGCUAGGUCAACUACACCAAUUUGUGGACAGCCAAUACCAGAAGAUGCUGAAAGCUAAAACUAGUAGCAUUAUAGAGUGCAUUAAGGAGCUUAAUAGCUAUAACUCAUCUGUUAAUGGUGAGACUAAGGGGUUCAAGAAUUUGGCAGACGUUAUUUUCAACUACACUCGCAUAGGAGAUGAGUUAAGAAAGCUACACAGAUAUGAUCUUGCUGACAAAUUUGACUCCAUAAGUGAUAGAAUAUGUGAAGAGAUAGAGCUUAACAGGUGGGAGAACCUUCUCCAUGAUAAAAAGAAGAAAAUGCUAAAGAUUAAGGAGCAAGUUGAUGAAUCAGUUAAGAAGCUUGAGGAUUUUAAGAAGAAAGUUCAUGAAAAGUACGAUAACCUGGAAUUCAAACCAAUUAAAAAGAUGCAACUAGACAAAGGGACCCAGACUAUUCAGCAGGAAACAGUAACUGGAAGGCUCUUGCCAUUUGUUAAGAAUAGGUGUAUUCCUGAAGAACCGAAGACUGAGGUGGAUAAGAUAGUUGAAACUUUCUGGAGGAGGUGUAGUAACUAUGAUAUUCACUCGGGUAUAACAAAGGUACUAAAGUCAAGUAUAAGACUCAAAAACGCUCUAAACGAGAUAUUCUUCCACUACAGCAACAAAUAUAACACUAAAGAUAACAUGAUCCAGUAUGGAAUACCGAGGAAUUCUAUGGACCUCUUCCACAUGGACUUGUCAAUCAGCAAAACUUUAUUGAAUAACAGGGAAAAGUUGGACGAAAUGUUCGAUAAGUUUUCGAUAAUGAUCUCGGGGAAAAGAGUACUUCCAGAAAACAUGUGGUGUGUUUACCUUAGAGAAUUGGCUUAUAUGAACCUGUUGUACAAGAUAGCAGAAUCAGGAGACGUGAUUCUGUUAAGAGAUAAUCUACACCCAUCAAGACUUUCCGCUUUCCACCACUUUUGCCAAUUCCACAUCUUAACUCUAUAUGAAAAGUUGUUUACUACAAGACCUGAAUUCCAAAAAUCGCUAAAGUUCUACAAUACUAAAAAGCUAUUAAGAUCAAGUCUCAAUUUCAAGUAUGCAAAAGAGUCUGCACAAAUGCACUACUUCCCAACUGAAACUGACUUGGCAAACUACAUAACUACAGAGAUUCCAAACACUGUUGGCAACAAGUUAAAUGAGAAUAUAUUACAUCUAAUUUUCAAACAUUAUAGCAGACUCUCGAUGUUUGGGAAGCAGAAACAGGACCCAAAAUCUUACAACCCCGAUGACGACUCAUGGCUUUCCACUGCAAUGUUUGUAGUUUUCUCAAGAGAUUUCGGAAUUGUUCCCGGGUAUAUGGAUGGCUCAUCAGUUCAGAAAAUCGCAGAUGAUACGAUUAUAGCAAAUAUUGAGCAAAACACGUAUCAGUCUACCACCUUUAGAGGAAGACUAUUUUAUAAAGACUUUGUGGAUGCACUGGUGAACAUCAUAUCUAACUCAAUUUAUAAAAUAUGCCUAAACAGGCAUGAAAUGUACACUAAACACCUAAAAGAUAACUCAAUCCUGAAUAUCACUAAGAAGAAUAAAUUCCAUGAAACAAGGAACUGUAUCCAAACUCAAGAAUCAGUAUUGGAAGAGGUUGACGAGGUUCUACAGAUUCUAGGAUUAAACAAUCCUCUACACAUUGAAUUAACAAUUGAGGCAAUAUAUGGUUCUGAGGCCUUGGAAUAUUUACACUAG
Molecule: messenger RNA, 2964 nt
Organism: Theileria parva strain Muguga
Lineage: Eukaryota; Apicomplexa; Aconoidasida; Piroplasmida; Theileriidae
Product: Filamin/ABP280 repeat family protein
Exons: 1
Coding region: 1-2964 (987 amino acids)
Source: RefSeq, a predicted model, not a curated record